Messenger RNA from Symbiodinium natans, 447 nucleotides. The record is from the annotation of a GenBank genome assembly. Lineage: Eukaryota; Dinophyceae; Suessiales; Symbiodiniaceae.
AUGUACCUGGAGGACGUGCGUUCCAUCUCCGAGCAGAUGUGCCGCACGCUCGCCUGGUUACACGGAAAGGGGGUCCUCCACCUGGAUCUCAAGCCACAAAAUUUUGUGCUUGAGUCCGGUGGGUACUGCGUCACCUCCCCACCGCUGCAGGCAUCGGGUAGGGUAGGCCUUUGGAGCAUGGAGGAGUUUCGGCUUUGCUGCCCCCAGCCAGCGCAAGAUGGCUCGGCUUGUGUGGAGGCCGGCUUGGCCAGCAAGGCGUACAGCCGACCCCUGGAUGUCCGAGUGCGGCUCAUUGACUUCGGCAUGGCCGCGUACAGUGGCAAGACCGAGCCGCACGCAAUGGGGACGUGGGCGUACCGCAGCCCAGAGGAUCUUCUCGCGCUUCCUUUGUCCGCAAAGUCGGACAUCUUCAGCUGUGGGCGGGCUGCCCAGGGCCUCUUUUUGUAA